UCUCCGCCGUGUACUACUGUGUGGUGUGUCGAAUGCAGCGUGCGAGAAACUUUAAUCGGACAAAAUAACAAGAGAGCACGAGUAAAUAUAGUGCUUUGAUAUAUCGCGGCGUAGCAUUCUACAAUUCCAUCGUAGUCGCCGGCAGUCACGAAUAUAUUUUCGCAAUGAAUCAGGAUAGCAACAAACCUCCGUUAAAGAGGUACAGACGGGAAGAGGAGGAGGAGGAGGAGGACAGUCAUUCGGACACAGAUGACGAUUACGAGCCGUACGUAUCUGCCAAGAAUCGUAAAAAGCAGCUGCUCGUGAGACUAGGCAAGCUCGGGCAGUUGAAAGAGGAAGCCGCCAAUGGCGUUGGCAAGAGCAGCAGCGAGAACGAGAGGGACGAUGCCGACAACGACGAUGGACAGGUUUGGGGAAGGAAGUCCAACAUCUCUCUUCUCGACCAGCACACCGAAUUGAAGAAAUUAGCCGAAGCCAAGAAGGAGAGCGCCAUGGAGAAGCAGCUGAAGGAGGAGGAGAAGAUCCUGGAAAGCGUGGCUGAGAAUAAAGCCCUGAUGGGAGUGGCUGAGUUGGCCAAGGGUAUUCAAUAUAAGGAUCCUAUCAAGACCAGUUGGCAGCCGCCCAAGGUGAUACUUGGUCUCGGCGAGGUGCGUCACGAGAGAGUACGCAGGAAGCUCAGGAUACUUGUGGAGGGCGACGAGGUACCGCCACCCUUGAAAACCUUCAAGGAGAUGAAAUUUCAUAAAGGAAUCCUGUACGGACUGGAACAGAAGGGUAUCGUCAAGCCAACUCCGAUCCAAGUCCAAGGAAUACCCACAGUAUUAUCUGGUCGUGACAUGAUCGGUAUAGCUUCCACUGGUAGCGGUAAAACGUUGGUGUUUGUUUUACCUAUCAUUGAGUUCUGUUUGGAGCAAGAACUCGAUAUGCCGUUCAUUAAAAAGGAGGGGCCUUACGGCUUGAUAAUAUGUCCCUCGAGAGAAUUGGCUAAGCAAACCUUUGACAUAAUUCGGCAUUACACCAGUUGCUUGAGGCAAAUGGACUGUCCGGAAAUACGUUGUUGCUUGGCGAUCGGAGGUGUGCCGGUUUCAGAGUCAUUAGCCAUAAUCAACAAAGGCGUACAUAUAAUGGUAGCGACACCGGGACGAUUGAUGGACAUGUUACAUAAGAAGAUGGUCACUUUAAGUGUGUGCCGUUAUCUUUGCAUGGACGAGGCGGAUCGCAUGAUCGAUAUGGGAUUCGAGGAAGAUGUGCGAACAAUAUUUUCAUUUUUCAGGGGUCAGAGGGAAACGCUUUUAUUCUCCGCUACUAUGCCGAAAAGAAUUCAAAACUUUGCGCGUUCUGCGCUGGUGAAGCCCGUAACGAUCAACGUUGGCCGUGCUGGUGCCGCGUCGAUGAAUGUAAUACAGGAGGUGGAGUAUGUCAAACAAGAGGCUAAGAUCGUUUAUCUCUUGGAGUGUCUGCAAAAGACUGCGCCGCCGGUCUUGAUAUUCGCAGAGAAGAAACGCGACGUGGACGCCAUCCACGAGUAUCUGCUCAUAAAAGGGGUGGAAGCUGUCGCGAUACACGGAGGAAUAGAUCAGGAGGAAAGAUCGCGUUCGGUAGAAGCGUUUCGCGGGGGUCGUAAAGAUGUACUUGUUGCGACAGACGUUGCAUCGAAGGGUCUUGAUUUCGCUGAUGUGCAACAUGUCAUUAAUUACGACAUGCCGGACGAUGUAGAAAAUUAUGUGCACCGGAUAGGACGAACAGGCCGUUCCGGGCGUACUGGUAUAGCGACAACUUUCAUUAAUAAAGCGAACGAUGAAUCAGUAUUACUCGACCUUAAACAUCUGCUGAUGGAAGCGAAGCAAAAGGUACCACCGUUCUUGCUGGAACUCUGCUCGGAGAAUGAGAAAUAUCUUAAUCUGGGAGACGAACGCGGCUGCAGUUACUGCGGUGGACUUGGACACAGGAUUACAGAGUGUCCGAAGUUGGAGGCUGUGCAGAAUAAGCAGGCGUCCAAUAUUGGGCGUCGCGAUUAUCUAGCCAGUAACGCCGCUGAUUACUAAGCGAUACAUUUUUUAAAUAAAACUGUAAAUAUUUAUUGUAAAUAAUUACCAUAAAUCUAAGAGUAUUUCUAUGACAAUAUUAUUUAAGCAGUAGUUAAUAAAAAGAAAAAAUAAAAGAAAAAGUAAAAUAUGGUAAAUACUCGAA
Molecule: messenger RNA, 2190 nt
Organism: Vollenhovia emeryi
Lineage: Eukaryota; Metazoa; Arthropoda; Insecta; Hymenoptera; Formicidae
Gene: abs
Product: ATP-dependent RNA helicase abstrakt
Exons: 10
Coding region: 165-2045 (626 amino acids)
Biological process (GO): mRNA splicing, via spliceosome
Cellular component (GO): spliceosomal complex
Molecular function (GO): RNA binding; RNA helicase activity; zinc ion binding
Source: RefSeq, a predicted model, not a curated record